AUGGAUGGUACUCAGCCAGAGGGCUCGGCUCCCACGCCGGAGGAAACUUCAACUAUUUCUUUGAGGAUAUUAUCGCCUUCUUUUGAAGCAACUCAGCGCCUAUCGUUUGAAAAGCUCUCGUUAUCGACGACGGUUGGAGAUGUCAAGAACCUUAUCGCGCCCCUCGCCCCUAAUCAUCCCACCCCAGAACAACAGAGACUCAUUUAUCGCGGGCGCCCUCUUUUGAACAAUAGCGCAGCCCUUGAGAGUGUGUUGGAGCCUCCACUGAACACAGUGCAUACGUUACAUCUUGUUCUACCUCCAGGACCCGAGCUUUCGAACAACAUAUAUGUAGCCCCUGACAGUGGCUUGCGUUAUAGACACCCUCCAGGCCGAAGUCCCAACCUGAAUCCCAAUAUCUUCGCAGAUACAGCUGCAACAGCUACCGGCGCGCAAACACCAGGGCAAACCUCAGUACCACCUCUUUCAGGGCUCAAUAAUCCGACGCAAACUUCAACCCCGUCUCCAAUUGGUCAGCCGUCGAACGCUGAAACAAUGCGACAAGCUUUAGAGCAACACAGGCGCAGAACAGAAGAGCUAAACCAGGUUGUCGAUAGAGCCAGAGCUUUGAUAAACACCCACACAAGUCGCAUGCGAUUUCAAAAUCUGAAUGUACCACGCCGCGACAACCAUGGUCAUCCGGCAGUCACAACAACACCACUAGGGACGACACCAGUGCCUAAUGCACAUGCACCCAAUGUAAAUUAUCGCCAGAACCAAGGGAAUGCGCAAAGUCUGCUGGUAGCCCAGAUUACGUCCUGGAUUAUGUUACUGGAGCUCGAAGUUGAUCGAGGUAUUGCUCCCUCUAUCGAGUCUAUCGCAACGGUUCGCAAUCAACUAUACGCUAUUCUCGACGCUCGCUAUCGCCACCCUUCACCAGGUCCCAGAGGCAUUGAGGUUGAAGCACUUCUGUUACGCUUGCAAAAUCUAGACGCUCGCGCUUUUCAGCUUCGUCAAUCUGAGCACGUCCGCAGUUUCUCAGGAGUGAAUACCAGCGCAGCCGGAAGCAGCGCUCAGACUAAUCAAGCCUCGGAAUACUAUCUCAUCACAACACCAUCUGGUGAACAGAUGAUUCUCACACCCCCGCCACCUUCCACAACACAGAAUAUUCCCGAGACCAGCCUAGUUUUUCCAGAGCAACAGCCUGCUAGAAACGAAAUUGACCAAUUAGGCAUGAUUCCCAACAACGCCCUACACAAUGUCGUUCGACAGGCGGUCCUAAACCAACGACCAGUACGAAACAAUAACGACCAAUUUGCACAAAACCUUCGACGUUUCUGGCUCUUUAUGCGGCUGUACUUCUUUUGCUAUCUCUUCACCGACUCGAACACUUGGGAGCGAUAUCUAUUCGUGGGUGUGGCUGCAAUCUUUGCCCUUUUUUCCGAAUCAAACAUCACAAGUCGUUUGUUCAGUAUCAUAGUACAACCGAUCCAACGCCAUCUCGAGGGGUUGAUUCACGGCGAGCCUCCUGCUCAAACGCAGCAAAGCACUAACGGCACCAACAACGUUGACACCAAUCAACCGGAGCAGAAUCGAGCACCAACGGUUGCCGCUCAAGGAAGUUUUCGACGCAUUGAACGAGCUUUUGCUUUGUUUAUUGCUAGUCUAAUUCCGGGUCUCGGAGAACGACAAGUGGAAGUACGAAAUGCAGCUGAAGAAGCGGCACGUAUUGCUCGAGAACAGGAACAGGUUCGUAUAGAUGAAGCCAACGCGCAGAAUGAGGAGCAAUCGCAGGGAGAGCCAGCAGUUAACGAAGGAGGUGCGCCUCCUGCUGUUGCAGAUGCAGCUGCCAAUGUAGAGGCGCCACAGCAGCAACCACCAGCUCAGCAGUAA
Talaromyces amestolkiae is the source of this 1872-nucleotide messenger RNA. RefSeq lists its product as uncharacterized. Gene Ontology annotation, biological process: endoplasmic reticulum unfolded protein response. Gene Ontology annotation, molecular function: protein binding. The transcript has 2 exons. Lineage: Eukaryota; Fungi; Ascomycota; Eurotiomycetes; Eurotiales; Trichocomaceae. The record is from RefSeq and is a predicted model, not a curated record. The coding region runs from base 1 to 1872 and encodes 623 amino acids.